AUGCCUUCCCUGCCCACUACAAGUUGUGUACAUAGUCUCCAGAUGAUACCACCUUCCCCAGCUCCCAACCAGGAUCUGGCUCUAGGCUUGUGUUAUAUGUUAUAUUCAGCCUUUUUAUAUAUGAUUUGGGAUUUCUGUUGUUUGUAUUUUAGCACAUCUGAAGGAGAUGGAGUCCUCUGCCCCAGGAGAAAGACUGCAUUCUUGCUAAUAGUGUUUGUCACAAGUGAGUCUUCCCUAUUACCUUUUUCCCUUUGGGAGACUGAACAAAAGCAAAGCUUUUGA
This is a messenger RNA of Lipotes vexillifer (Yangtze River dolphin), 282 nucleotides long. Its product is annotated as transmembrane protein 113-like. The record is from RefSeq and is a predicted model, not a curated record. NCBI's taxonomy places the organism in Eukaryota, Metazoa, Chordata, Mammalia, Artiodactyla, Lipotidae.